Messenger RNA from Diospyros lotus (date-plum), 1732 nucleotides. Its product is annotated as nicotinate N-methyltransferase 1. The transcript is spliced from 4 exons. Gene Ontology annotation, biological process: methylation. Bases 99 to 1163 code for a protein of 354 amino acids. NCBI's taxonomy places the organism in Eukaryota, Viridiplantae, Streptophyta, Magnoliopsida, Ericales, Ebenaceae. The record is from RefSeq and is a predicted model, not a curated record. Gene Ontology annotation, molecular function: protein dimerization activity; O-methyltransferase activity; S-adenosylmethionine-dependent methyltransferase activity.
CCGAACGCCCCUCUAUUUAUGCCCUCACUGGAUGAACCAACGGAGGGAUUUGCAUUUCCGCUCAUUUGACCUCAACCGCCGCCGCUGCCGCCAUCGCCAUGGCCGACGAAACCUCCGAGACCCGCAACAGCGCCAGGCUCCGGAUUCUGGAGCUGGCCAACAUGAUCAGCGUCCCCAUGUCUCUCAAUGCCGUCGUCCGUCUCAACGUCGCCGACGCCAUUUGGCAGCGCGGCUCCAACGCCCCGCUCUCUGCCGCCGAGAUUAUCUCCCUCGUCCUCCCUUCCGGCGACCCCGACAACCUCCAGCGCAUCCUCCGCAUGCUCACCAGCUACGGCGUCUUCGCCGAGCACCACUCCCCCGACGGCUCCCAACCCAGAUACUCGCUAACUGAGAUCGGGAAAACGCUCGUGACGGACGAGGAGGGGUUAUCGUAUGGGGCGUACGUGCUGCAGCACCACCAGGAGGCGCUGAUGAGGGCGUGGCCACUGGUGCACGAGGCGGUGGCGGACCCGACGACAGAGCCCUUCGUGACGGCCAACGGGGAGCCGGCGUACAGCUACUACGGGAACAAGCCGGAGAUGAACGGCCUCAUGAAGAGGGCUAUGUCGGGAGUAGCGGUGCCGUUCAUGAGGGCGAUCUUGGACGGCUACGAUGGUUUCGGAGAGGUGGAGCGACUGGUGGAUGUGGGCGGCAGUGCCGGGGAUUGCCUGAGGAUGAUUCUGCGAAAACAUCCGAAUGUGAAGGAGGGGAUCAACUUCGAUUUGCCGGAGGUUGUUGCCAAGGCCCCCGACAUUCCCGGUGUGAAGCAUGUCGGCGGCGACAUGUUCAAGUCUAUUCCUACCGGCGAUGCCAUUUUCAUGAAGUGGGUACUAACAACAUGGACCGAUGAAGAAUGCAAGCUGAUCUUGAACAACUGCUACAAGGCACUCCCGGCAGGAGGAAAGCUGACUGUUUGUGAACCGGUGCUGCCAAAGGAAACCGAUGACAGUCACCGGACUAGAGCCCUCCUUGAAGGAGACAUCUUUGUCAUGACAAUCUACCGUGCCAAGGGUAAGCACAGGACAGAGGACGAAUACCGGCAGCUUGGCCUCUCCGCCGGUUUCACCCAUUUUAUGGCAUUCUAUAUCGAUUACUUCUAUACGGUGCUUGAAUUCCAGAAAUGACUCUUCUCAUAGCUGGUCCUGCUUCAAUCUGCAUGAUGACUGGAACACCGUGUGAUAAUCAAUUAUAAUAACUUAUCCUUUCCCUAUAGGCCUGCACUUUCUUGAUGAUUACCUUCUUUAGCACACGAGGUUCACAAUGGAAAUCCACAACUACAUGUGGCAAUCAUCCCCCAUUACUAACAGUGGAAGGAUGUAUUUCUAUGGCGAUCGUAUUGGUUGUUGUCAACAGAAAAAAUGUUUUUUGGGAGGAGGUGAAAACUGUCUGUUCGUGUGGGCCAUAUCUGCAUUUGGUCAGCCAAUAAACCAGCACUAGUCUAGGAGAAUUGUUUGUGUACGAAGCUUUUCCACUCUACAAAGUGUUGAGAAGGGACCAUUUUUACAUGUAAUCUUACUUUUUCCUUCUUCGUAGAAACUGUUUCUGUAAUUCAAAUGUGACGGACAUUUCAAUUACAACGAAGCCAACUCAUCAGUUCAAGCUCUUAACGAAGUUCAUUCUUAAUUUUCUUGGAGGAGGAGAGAUAUGGAAGAAAAAUGUGAGGGUAUUACGAGGAAGGGAACUAUUCUGGAUA